UUUGAAUCAAUCACAAAAAAAUUUCUAAUCCUGAAAGUACAAAAACCCCUGAAAUUUCUCAUCCACCAUAUCUGAACCAGAACUCAAGAAUUAGCCCCUAAAUUCUCUCACGGUCCAUUUGGUUCGAGCUUUUGCGUCUCGUACCGAUUGCUUCGCUAUGGAUUCCGGAUCAAGUGGCGAGGAACCUACUUCUUGGGAAGAUCUUUGCAGUAUCAAUUUGAUGCCCUCGGAAUUGUUUUUGAAGUUUCGUAAAGAGUUGCGCGGCUUUCGAGUCGGUAUAAAUUUGGAGUUCUAUAAUGCUCCAUGUAAUGAAUAUGAAGCCAAGCUUGUGGUGAAGCCAUUAUAUCCCGAGCAGCGAUGGAAGUUUAUCUAUGAGCCAAUCCGUCAAGAUAUACGUCUUCUAUCCAAGAAGAUUCCUGUUACCAGAUUUCUAAAUCUUCAGGUCGGUAUCGGACAUAAUUUUCAGAUGCACGCUACAGGUUGGAAAUGGAAGCUAACGACAUGUUUGGGUGGAGACGGUGUAUCUCGCAUACGGAACAAGUCAUCGAUUAGCCCAUUCCGGGGAUUGGAUUUUCGCUUCGGAUGGAGGGCAGAUUACGUGCUUCCUGAAAUUACAGGGUCUCUAGGCACCGGCGAAGCGUUGUUUAACAUGAACUCGGGAAAGCUGGAAGCGUCACUUGAUCGAAUUGAGGCCAUUGUCACUCACAGUGAUGAAGGUUGUGAUGGAUAAUACAACCCAA
Cucurbita pepo subsp. pepo (vegetable marrow) is the source of this 740-nucleotide messenger RNA. RefSeq names its product OBP3-responsive protein 4 (ORG4) (gene ORG4). The record is from RefSeq and is a predicted model, not a curated record. NCBI's taxonomy places the organism in Eukaryota, Viridiplantae, Streptophyta, Magnoliopsida, Cucurbitales, Cucurbitaceae.